AUUUAAAUUCUCAAUUACCACCCGAAAUUAUUAUUCAAAUUUAUUCUAUUAUAUCUUUAUUAUUUUUGGAUUUAGUGGCUAUGGGGUACAUUUAUAAAUGUAAAGGUGAUUUGGUAGGUGCUGGUGUUAUUGUAAUUACCUUAUUUGGUAUUGCUUUACAACAAGAUGACAUGAUCGUGCAUUGGGUUUCAUUAAUAUUUGGUAUUAAAACUACUAUAAUUAUGUUUCAUUAUUAUAUUAAGAAUUAUUUUAGAAUAAGAGAUGAACAAACUCCAUUAUUAGAUUCACAAAAUUUUUAUCAGAAUCUAAAUUAUAUUCAAUGUUCU
Molecule: messenger RNA, 326 nt
Organism: Scutellospora calospora
Lineage: Eukaryota; Fungi; Glomeromycota; Glomeromycetes; Diversisporales; Gigasporaceae
Source: the annotation of a GenBank genome assembly